AUCUGGGUUCUUCUGUUUGGACGCAGUGCACAUUACGGUUCCUAUAAGGUGUCAGGACGUGGCGGUCUAUUUCUCCAUGGAGGAGUGGGAGUAUGUAGAAGGACACAAGGAUCAGUACAAGGAUCAGGUCAUGAUGGAGGAUCAGCAGCCCCUCACAUCACCAGUCAGAUCCAGUAAGAGAACAGCACCAGAGAGGUGUCCCCGUCCUCUUGAUGAGCAGAAUAUGGAGGUCAUUACUACAGGAAAAGAUCUGAUCUAUAUUAAUGCUACAGACAUAAAGGAAGAAGAAGAGACAGAUGUGAGCAGUGAUGAGCAGUAUAAGGAGGACAUUUCUACAGAGCAUGAUCUCAUCUAUAUUAAUGCUACAGACAUAAAGGAAGAAGAAGAGACAGAUGUGAGCGGUGAUGAGCAGCAUAAGGAGGAUAUUACUGCAGGGAAAUAUCUGAUCGAUAUUUAUACUACAGGCAUAAAGGAAGAACAAGAGACAGAUAUGAGCGGUGAUGAACAGUAUAAGGAGGACAUUCCUACAGGGAAAGAUAUGAUCUAUAUUAAUGCUACAGACAUAAAGGAAGAAGAAGAGACUGAUGUGAGCGGUAAUGAGCAGUAUAAGGAGGACAUUCCUGCAGGGAAAGAUCUGAUCUAUAUUAAUGCUACAGACAUAAAGGAAGAAGAAAAAACAGAUGUGAGCGGUGAUGAGCAGUAUAAAGAGGACAUUCUGACAGGAAAAGAUCUGGAUAAUAUUAAUGCUACUGAUAUGAAGGAAGAAGAGACAGAUGUGAGCAGUGAUGAGCAGUAUAAGGAGGACAUUCCUACAAGUAACCACCCAGAUUCUUGUAGCAGGAGAUCAGAGGAGAAUCUUAUAUCUUCAGAUUAUAAAGCAGAUGAUGAUAUCACACAAGAUACAUAUGAAGAACAUUCCAUUAUCCCAGAUACACCCUCAGCCCUUCACAGCCAAGAUCUGUCAUCUCAUCCUUAUAUACAGGUCCUUAUUCUUACUAAACAAUUAUGA
Molecule: messenger RNA, 1009 nt
Organism: Hyla sarda
Lineage: Eukaryota; Metazoa; Chordata; Amphibia; Anura; Hylidae
Exons: 5
Coding region: 77-1009 (310 amino acids)
Source: RefSeq, a predicted model, not a curated record